AUGCUUAUAUCACGACGAAUAUUGCUCAGCCUAGCCAUUUGUAGUUGUUUGGCUGAUGCCGGGAGAGUGGACGAGUGUUGUAGGUCACAUAACAUACCCGACAACUGUGUCAAGACGUUGUGUUACCCACUCAAUCCUCCAGGUGACUUUGCGAUUUACGAUAUCUUCCAAAAGAAGAAUAACUGUUCUAAACACUUGCCCAUGAUAGCCGAGUGUUUAUCAGAUGGCCGAAAUCACUCUCAUUGUUGUCAAUCAGAGGCCAAAGAUAUGGACGAGACGGCCUGUUUCGGCCUCUGCGAAGGCUCAGGGUUCACAACAAAGAACUUGAAGAACUACCAGACAUGCCUAGCUAUCAACUUGGCUAGCAUGUUCAGCUGCUUUCAACGAGGCUACGAAAACAGUCCCAGUCCACCAACCAGUGUCAGGAUGGAGAAUGUUGGUACUACAAGUCUGACUAUAGCAUGGGAUCAACCAGAGCACAAUCCCGGAGCCGUGUCUAAUUACGUGCUUUUCGUGCAAGAGAAGAUACUCGACGCCCCAGAUAACGCGACUUUCGUAAAAGGCCUUGAGCCUAAAGAAAUCAAAUUGGAAGUAGAUGGAACAGAGGUUACGGUAACCGACUUGGAGCCCGGAACGAGUUACAAUGUUCACGUGACAUCAGUUGGAAGUAAAUCGGAAGAACGGUCAUUGUCAACUGAUGUUUUGGCCAUUCAGACGACUGGUGUAGCUCCCAAGAUUCACGGCUACAACGAUGUGGUACACUCGCCUGAAACAGCAACUAGUGUUGUGUUAGCUUGUAGUAUUCACAUGAGCAGCAUCUCCAAAGACUCUACCAAGUUCCAGUGGCACCACAAGACGCCUGGGGGAGCACUAAAGUUGUUGAACGACGAGUCCAAGUAUAACAUCUCGUACUAUGUAUUUUCGUAUGAACGUCCUCGUGAGUACGUCACAACUCUUGAGAUCAAGAAUGUGAAAGACGCUGACUUUGGACUUUAUCAGUGCUCAGUGUCUGAUAAGUACGGAAAUGCAGAAGCCGAAGUCCAACUUGCUCUGUCAUCUGAUCCUACCGCUCCUGCACAAAUGCCACCUCAAACUCCACUAGAAUGUUGUAAGAACCGUGGUAUUGAGAACCGGUGUCUUCCUAUGUGUGGUGCUGGGCAUGACUCUACUGAUACCAAACGGUACGUUCCUCGACCGUUCAUGCCUUCAAACUGUGGUAGCGUUAUCGGCAAGGUGCUGUCAUGUGCAAUGCCAGGAGUCAACGAUGGAGGAUGCUGUCUUCGAGAGCACGUUCCUCGAGCGUGUAUGUACUUGUGCGAUUCGAGUAUCACUCCCACCAAUCAGAUGGACCCCAUGUGCAUAGCACACAUGAGUUCAGUCGAAAAGUGCCGUGUAUUUGGUGUGCGACAACGGCCUAGUAUACCGAAAGCCAAAAUAGAGCAAGCCGGACCAGAUGCAAUAAGCCUAAAAUGGGAUGCGGUACCAAACGCAUUAGCCUACCACGUUUACUGGAAGGUUGGAAGCGAGUGGCGCAAAAAGAGUACCAAAACGACGUCGGAGAAGAUCGUGACCACCGAAGACCUUGUCCUAGUCGCCGCCAACACGUUCGGUCUCUCUCAGGCCGUCCGCUUCUCUCAACAGAAUGGCAAAUGGACAUGGUCCGGAUAA
This is a messenger RNA of Bursaphelenchus okinawaensis, 1668 nucleotides long. The record is from the annotation of a GenBank genome assembly. NCBI's taxonomy places the organism in Eukaryota, Metazoa, Nematoda, Chromadorea, Rhabditida, Aphelenchoididae.